GCGCCAGCCCCACAGAUGCCCGGGCUGGGGAGGGGACGUGUGUAUCCCCUUUGCCUUCUGGGAAGGGGGGACCCCGAGGUGGGAAGGGACAGCCCCCGUCCAAGACCGGAAGGAGACCAAAGCGUUCCCUUUAACUCUUCCGGCCUCCGAGUCCCGGUCUGCAGUGGGCGGGAAGGGGGUGGGGGGACCUCACUGUCCUUUGUUGGAAGGUCCCGGCGGGAAGAAGGUGGUGGUGGCAGAGCGGGGCUGACCUGGGAGUGUGGCCUGGACAGCAGGGUUCCCCCGAAGCUCCCCACUCGUGCAUCUUCAACCCUUAGGUCUCUUGAAGAUCCAGAGAGAUCACACAGGGUUUUCAGGCCCAGGGGCCUGGCCUCUGACUCAGCGGGGCCUGGAGGGAUGUGUCACACCCAGUUGGUGGCAGGGGCAGGUCCCAGCUAGACCUGCCAGGGCAGCUGUGCCCACUUCACAGCCAGAACAGGCACAGCAAGAGGUCACCACAUGGCCUCAGUCCACUGCCAGCAAGGGUAGGGUCCUUCCCUUCGUGGAUCUGCGUCACCCUCUGGACCACCUGGCAGCCGGCUUUGCCCAGCUCCAAGCGCUGCCUUGGUGUUUGCUUUUACAGUCCUGGAAAGUGAACCCAGGGUCUUUACACUGAGCUGCGUAUACUGUUUUAAAAAUAUUUUAUUAGUUGAGAGAGAAUCUUGCUAUGUGGCGCAGGCUGACCUUGCAGUUGUGGUGAUCCUCCUGCCUCAGCCUCCUGAGUGCUGCAGUGACAGGUGUACGCCACUAAGCUGAGCUCAGUGUGUGGCUCUGUGACUGGGUCCAUGCUCCUUCCCCUGCUGGGCUCAGUGUCCCCAGCCAGGAAGUGGGUUGCUCAAUGUACACAGCCUCUCCUAGGUGAACUCCUAGGUGAACGCCAGGGAGGCUGGGAAGGAGGGAGUCUGCGUUCCUCUUCCUCUUUUUUUUCCCCCUCUCACCCCUCCAGUCCCCUUUGGUUUUCUGUACUGAGGGGUCAGUCCAGGACAUACUACAUGCUGAGCAGUUGUGCUACCACUGCACUGGCCUCAGCUCCCACUGUUUCCUUUUUUCCUGGCCUCAGGACCUUUGCAUAGCCACUUAGCUGAGCUGCACUCCCAACCUGGAUGUACACCGUGCUCACAAGUGGGCUGGCCAGCACCUUCUCAGCUGCUAUUGCCCUUGGGGCUCCUGUCAUAGCAGGGCCCCUGGUCACUACUGAAAUUGACUGAAGGAUUGCAGUCCUAUGCAGCUGCCUUGUCUGUUGUCACCCUGGGUGUUGAAUUCAGAGCCUAACACCAAACUCCAUCCUCAACCCUGUAGUUAAAUGCUAGGUCUAGGCUGGCCUGGGAUUCUUGAUCUUCCUGCUUCAGCCAUCCAAGUAGCUGUGGUUACCGGCAUGUGCCCGCCACCGAGCCAGCUCAGCUCAUGUCCUUGUUUUCUCCCAGGUCCCACCCUGCUGGCCUCUCCGCCAACGCCCCAAGGUCUCCCAGGGGAAGCCAGGCCGUGUGGCCUUGGCUGGAGGCCGCUGUGCUGUGGCCAAGGUGUGUGUCAGCCUUGGCCUGGCGAGCGAUGACUCACUCUGGGUGGGGGCCUGGCCUUUGAGGCGCUGGCCCGUGUGCCCCUCCAGGGAUGUGGCCCCUGGACAGUGCCCAUGGGUGCCCUGUGGGAGACCCUGAGGGGUCUCAGGUCUAGCUCUGCCCCUGGAGCUCCACACAUAGCUGGACUGGACAUACCACCCAGCCCUGGAGUGGAAGCCCAUUUCUGACAGUGGAAGUCUCAGUGUGUCCAGCCUGCUCUAAGCGCAUUCAGCCUUGGCACCUUCUCUGCAAAACACCGGUUGCAGCUCAUGCCCUUAAUCCCACCUGCUUGGGGGGCUGGGGCAGGGAAAUCUCAAAGUCAAGGCCAACCUGGACAGUGUCUCAAAAUAAUAACCAAAAAACAGGGCUAGGCUAUGGUUCAGUGGCAGCACAUCCCUGAUUGUGUCGUCAAUCCCCUGCACAGAAGAAAUAAAGAAAAACCAAAACGAAUCGCCCUGCAGCCUGUACAGACUCCUACAUGUCUCUGAGGCCCCACCUACUUGGCCCUUCCUGACCUCCCACAGCCACACUAGCCUCCUCCAUGUUUUUGUUCACACCCAGCUCCUUCCUGCCUCAGAGUGUCUUUGCUUGUUUAUCUACUUGGCCUCCAUUCUCCCAGUUCUCCCCAGGGUCUCCCCAAGUUUUUCCUCUUUUGUGACUUCACUUGCUUGGUGGUCCAUUCCACCUCCCUCUUAGUUUUCCUUUUUUUUCAGACUAAGACUUAAAUUUAUGACCCUCCUGCCUCAGCUUCCAGUUGUGUAGGUUUUUGUUUUGUUUUUUGAGUCAGGGCUUCACUAUGCAGUUCAGGCUGAGCUCACACUCAAAGUGAUCGUCCUGCCUCAGCCUCCAGUUACGUGUUUUAGUUUUUGAGACAAGGUCCUGCUAUGUAGUCCAGGCUCGCCUCAAACCCUAGGUGAUCCUCCUGCCCCAGCCAAGCGCUGGCAUAACACGUAUGCGCCACCAUGCCUGGAAGCCUCUACUUUUAAACCCUUGUGUCCUCCAUACUGGGGGCAGGUUUCAACAUACAAUAGGCACUUAGCAAGGACCCAGAGGGGUGAAAGCUCCACAUUAUGGAAAGGCAGGUUUUGGAGUCCCCUCUGUGCCCAGAAUCCCAAAUUUCUGCCCCAGUGUCCAGGCCAUAGGUAGCGGCCUCUGUUCACCUGUGUCCCCUCCCAUGCUGACCCAGCGUCUGGAGCCCCUCCCCCAAUGGCUGCUGGGAUUGGCUGGAACCUGGCUGGGUCACAAAGGCUCCUGGCAGUGCCUGGCACCCAGCUGGCCACUGAGGCUGGUGGAUUCAGCUGCAGGGGCAGAGCCAGCUCAGAGCAGCGCAGGGUAUGAAGAGCGCGAGGCGGCCUCCUCUCACAGGCCGACUUCUGAGACUGCACCCUUUCCUGCUCCGCCACCGGCUCUGUGACCCUCAAGGCCCAGCUGACCUGCUCAGGAACCAACACAAUGCAGCCAGCAACACAGCCCCCGGUCAGCAGCCAGCUGUCACCAAGUGGGCACUACCCCCUGCAGCCCCAGCUCGGCCAUAAGCUCCAGGAGAGCGUUAGGGGGGCACCGCCACAGCACGUGCCUCCCAGCGCCCUGCAGCCCGCAGCCCUGCAUCAAGCGGCGCCCCCGCAUCCAGCGGCAUCCCCACAACUAGCAGCACCCCGGAAUCCAGUGGUGCCCCCACAACUAGCAACAUCCAGGAAUCCAGCGGUGCCCCCACAGCCUGCGGUGCCCCCUCAACUAGCAGCACCCCAGUAUCCAGCGGUGCCCCCCCAACUGGCAGCACCCCGGAAUCCAGCAGCGCCCCCACAGCCUGCGGUGCCCCCUCAACUGGCAGCACCCCGCAAUCCAGCCGUGCCCCCACAACUAGCAGCACCCAGGAAUCCCGCAGCGCCCCCACCGCCCGCGGCGCCCCUUCAACUAACAGCACCCCAGUAUCCAGCGGUGCCCCCACAACUGGCAGCACCCCGGAAUCCAGCAGCGCCCCCACCGCCCGCGGCGCCCCCUCAACUAGCAGCACCCCAGUAUCCAGCGGUGCCCCCACAACUGGCAGCACCCCGGAAUCCAGCAGCGCCCCCACCGCCCGCGGCGCCCCCUCAACUAGCAGCAUCCCGGAAUCCAGCAGCGCCUCCGCGCGUGCCGCGCCUGCGCGCGGUCGUGGAGAGCCAGGCCUUCAGGAACAUCCUGGUGGACGAGAUGGACAUGAUGCACGCCCGGGCUGCCACCCUCAUCCAGGCCAGCUGGAGGCGCCACCGACUGCGCCAGAAGCUCGUGUCCCAGAUGACGGCGGCCAAAGCCAUCCAGGAGGCCUGGCGGCGCUUCAGCAUCCGGCGCCUGCGCCGCUCUGGGAAGCUGCCGGCCCUGGGGCGUGCAGAGGAGGAAGGCGACAUCCCCUACCACCCGCCGCAGCAGGUGCGCUUCGGUCCUCAGCCCUGCCCAGGGAGCAGGGAGCCCCAGGGCUCCGCCCCCGCUAGCCCGGAGCCCUGCACACCCUGGCUCAUCUCGCUGCCACCCCCGCGUGGGGGCCCACCCUGUGCACCCACGACAGCCACCACCCUGCCGCCACAGGCCCAUGCCAGCAGCCUCCGGUGCCUGGGAAGCCCCGAUCCCAAGUGCCAGCCUGGCCCGGUGACCUCAACAGUCAGGGGUCCCUGCCUGGUCAACAGCCACAUGAUGGUGGACACAGCAAAGUCCAGAUAUAUGACUUCCAGAGCUACUAAAGCGGGGUCCCCAGAGCCACCCCCAUCUGGGAAGUACAGCCAGGUCCCCGCAGAGGCACAGCCUCUCAGGGCCCCAUCCCAGACUUUCCGAAUGGCCUCAGCAACCAGGACCACAUCCCAGACGUAUCCCAGGGCCGCCACCACCAAGACCCCGCCGGCCCAGAUGUGCCCGGUGCCCAUGCUGACCAAGACACAGCCCCAGACCUGCCCGGCACCCACACUGACCAAGGCCCAAGCCCGGGUUCGGCCAACGCCACUGACCAGCAUUCCACCACCUCGCCCUGCCGUCCCCAUGACCCGAGUCCCACCCCAGAUGUCCCUGUUGGCCUCUGUGAUCAAACCUCAGGCCCAGACGCGCCCGGUGGCCCCCGUGAGCAGAUCCCCACCCCAGCCAGCCUCGGUACCCAUGAUGAGGAAGGCCUCGCCCCUAGUGCGCCCGCCUCAGACUACACAGGCAGCAGCCACUGUGUGCAAGACACCAUCCCAGCUGCGCUCCGCCACCUCCACGCCUAAGGCCCCAGCCCAGACACGUCUGGCAGCCAUGAUCACCAGGACCCCGGCCCAGAUCCGCUCAGUUGCAGCUGCACUCAGGACGCUGUGCCCAACACUUCCGGGCUCUGGAAACCUCAAGGCCCGGCCGGCUGGAGCCCCCAGCAGCUCUGCCAGCCUGCACCUGGAGGCAUCAAGGACCAAGGUCUCGACGAGCACCAGGCCGGUGACAGUGGGGACCGUGAAAGUCUCAGACCUCUCUUGUUGGCCUGAAGGGAGGGUCAAGGUUGUUCCCCAGCCGCAUAUGGAAACUGGGGCUCCUGGGGCUCCCAGGGCUCCCACAAGGGUCCCUUUGGAAGUCAAGAAAACCCAUACCAGCACCCAGAAACUAGUGAGCAAGGACUCAGUGUCUAAGGCCAAUGUGGCAGUGCCAGCAGCCAGAGUCACCACAGACAGACGCCAGCCCCUGGCACAGGCUCUCCAGAGAGUGGAAGUCAUCAAGGUCCAGUCCCAAGUGUACAUGCCAGUGCAGGUGGCCGAGGCCUUGCCUCGGCCUCAAGUGGCCAUUCCGCUAACCAAGGCUCUGGCGCCAUCCCAGCCACGUCUGCCCCAGGCACAGCUGGCUGCACGGCCAUUGACGGCACCAUCCCGGCCUCAGGUGGCCACCAGUGUGACGGCCUCACCCCAUGUCCGUUCGCCCCCUGAACAGAUCAGGGCGCUAUCACAGCCACCACCAGCCACCUAUCCUGACAAGGCAGAGUCCCAGGUGCACCCGCCCAGCAGGCUGAGCAAGGCCCCAUCCAUAGGGCACCUGGUCACCUGUCUGACCAGGACGCAGUCCCAGGUGCAGCUGACAGCAGAGACGGCCCGGCGAGUCUUUGCAGCCCAACCGGCCACUGAGUUGGGCAGCAAGGCCCAGUCCCACCCACUGCUGACUGGGCCCAAGACGCCUGUCCCCUGCUGCCAGCUCUCAGGGACACUGAGCACCAGCUCCAGAGUGAAGCCAGACCACAGACCGGGCAAGGCCACCCAGGGCGCCCGCCCCACAGCCCUGGAGCCCCAGGAGACGCUGGUUCCUCUGCUUACUGCGACCACUACAACACACGUCAGCUGUAAUGUGGAGUCCUGGGGUGACAGUAAGACCAUGAGGGCCCAGCUACCCACAGCCAGCCAGGUGGUGACCAGCCAAGAGGAUGUGGCCUCAAAGAUUGCUGCCCUGGGCACAGAGCUGGUGGCUGCACUGGGUUCCCAGGAGGACCUGCGCACACUGCUGACCAAAGCGCUCUCGCAGCAAGAAGUGUGGGCCGCCUUGAACCAGGCCUUGUCCAAGGAGGUCCUGGGGGCCAGCAUGCUCAAGGUGCUGCCCCAGGGCAUGCUGGGAAUGUCCCUGGCCAAGACGCUGUCCUGGGGCGAGUUGGGUGCCACGCUGUCCCGCGUGCUGUCCCAGGGCGAGCUUCGCACAGAACUGGCCAAGGCUGUGCACAAUAGGGUGACCGAAGUGCUCGGCAAGGCACUGACCCAGGAGGAGUGGGCGGCUCUGAGCCGGACUCUGUGCCAGGGAGAGCUGGGGGCCAUCCUCAGCCAGUCCCUGUUCCAGGCAGCCCCCAGGACUGAGGCCGUUGUCCCCAGAGCCACCUCGAAAGCAUCCAGCAGCAGGAUUACACUGCCACCAGCCAGGGUGGAGGCGACGGUUCGAGGGCCCUGCCCACAGCCAGGCCAGGGCCCCGUGGAUGCCAGCACACAUGGUGGUCAGCUGUGGACCUCUGCUGUGCCCAGUGUGGCAGUCAAGCCCCUGGAGCAUGCCGUGGCCCCCCAUUACCCACAGCAGCCGCCCAAGGGCCCGGGGCCAUGGGACCACGUGGGCCACACAGCAGUGGCAGUGCCCAGGCCACUGGAGGACUUGACUGUGUCACUGCAGCAAAUGGAGAAGAUCAUCAUCCAUGCUGUGACCGUCAUCCAGGCGUGUGCCCGCGGAUACCUGGUGCGCCGGACCAUCAAGGUGUGGCAUCAGAGGGCCACCGUCAUCCAGGCCACCUGGCGCGGACAUUGCGUGCGACGUAACCUGUUGCGGCUCUACAAAGCCACCACUAUCAUCCAGGCCGCAUGGCGAGGCCACCGUGUCCGUGAGGUGCGGGCUCAACAGCUGCAGCUGCCACCCACGUGGAUCGAGCCUCCCAGUGAGGCCAAGGCAGCCACCGAGCACCGCUGCUUCCAGACCUGCCCGCCACGCCUCUGCAGCCUGUGCCAGGCCCUGCGCCCCGAGAUGGGGAGCCCGCCCAGCGUGGUCAUGCUGGUGGGCGCCAGUCCUCGCACCUGCCACACCUGUGGCCACACACUCCCCACACGGGUGGUGCACGGCACAGGCCGGGCGGGUGCACCAUGGGCCUCCACCCGCCAGCCGACCCUCUGGUACCAACAGCAGCUGCAGCCCCAACAGCAGUCUUGGGACGCAGCAGCCACCACCAUCCAGUCAGCCUGGAGGGGCUUCAAGGUUCGACGCCAGCUAAGAGAGCAGCAGCUGGCCGCCAGGAUGCUGCAGGCCACCUGGCGGGGCCACUACACUCGGACCUGCCUCACCUCUGUGGCACUCCUGGGGAUGGGAAGCCCUUGGGACAGCGCCCCGGGGGCCCCGCGCCCAACACGACAGCCUUCACGCUGGUCUGGCGUUUAGGACUCUGGCUGCCUGCAGAGGACCCGGCGGAGGGCUGGUGGUUCUCUGGGUCGCACAAAUAAAGUCGCCCAGCCUGA
This is a messenger RNA of Cavia porcellus (domestic guinea pig), 7546 nucleotides long. RefSeq names its product IQ motif containing N (gene Iqcn). Lineage: Eukaryota; Metazoa; Chordata; Mammalia; Rodentia; Caviidae. Bases 3048 to 7469 code for a protein of 1473 amino acids. The transcript is spliced from 4 exons. The record is from RefSeq and is a predicted model, not a curated record. Gene Ontology annotation, molecular function: protein binding.